Messenger RNA from Cicer arietinum (chickpea), 828 nucleotides. Its product is annotated as reticulon-like protein B9. The record is from RefSeq and is a predicted model, not a curated record. NCBI's taxonomy places the organism in Eukaryota, Viridiplantae, Streptophyta, Magnoliopsida, Fabales, Fabaceae. Gene Ontology annotation, biological process: response to bacterium.
AAUAAGUUAAAAAUUAACUUCCAAUGGCACACAAUACACCAUCUGAUUCUGAUAAUGAAAUUAUCACAACAAGGCCAAAACUCUUUGAACAUGAAAAAUCCAUACAUGAAAUUCUUGGAGGAGGAAAAGUGGCAGAUAUAUUAUUAUGGAGGAACACAAAUGUAUCAGCUGCAAUUUUUGUUGGAGUGACAGUGAUGUGGUUUCUAUUUGAGAUUGUUGAGUACAAUUUGGUGCCUCUCAUUUGUCAUAUUUCCAUUACCAUCAUGCUUGUACUAUACAUAUGGUCCAUUCUUGCAGAUAUAUUAAAAUGGAAAGGACCACAAAUACCAGAAAUUGUUUUACAAGAGUCUUUCUUCAAUGAUCUUGCUUCUAUCCUCUACACAAGAUUUAACCAAUUGUUAAAAAUGCUUCUCUACAUUUCAUGUGGAAUAGACCUACCUCUCUUUCUUCUGAACAUUGGUUCACUCUAUAUAGUUUCAGUGAUUGGAAGCUACUUCAGCUUUGUUAAUCUAAUAUAUAUUGGUUUUCUCUCCAUUCAAACAUUGCCAUUUUUGUUCGAUCGAUACGAUGAAGAAAUUAACAAUUUGUUUGGAGAUGUCACAUUCAUACUCAAGAAAAAUUAUAGAAAAUUUGACAAGAAUUAUAUCAAAAAAAUUCCUAGAGGACCAAUGAAGGCAAAAAAAAAUCAAUAGUUUACUAGAAAACAAAGUUGAGAGAAUGUAACAUUUUUAUCUAUGUUAUAAUGCAUGUCAAUGUGUGAUAUUAAGGUAUUUACUUGGAAUAAGCAUGUGAGGAGUAACUUUAUUUUAUACAACUUAAUUUUAAUUA